Messenger RNA from Drosophila elegans, 2669 nucleotides. RefSeq names its product lachesin (gene DIP-zeta). The coding region runs from base 430 to 2022 and encodes 530 amino acids. NCBI's taxonomy places the organism in Eukaryota, Metazoa, Arthropoda, Insecta, Diptera, Drosophilidae. The transcript is spliced from 10 exons. The record is from RefSeq and is a predicted model, not a curated record. Gene Ontology annotation, cellular component: neuron projection.
GUGGUGAAAGAUUAUUCAAACUCUUUACUGAUAAUUUAGUAACGGCAUUUUUUUGUUGAUACCAUGCACAUAAAUAAAGUAGUUGCAAAGUUUGUAUGGUUUUCACCAGAUCCUUAUAAAAUGGUUUCACCAGAUUGGCUUUGCUUAAACCACAAUACAUAUUAAGUGAGUGCCCAAGGAAAUGUAUAAAGUAAACAAAGUCUAAAAUCUGAUAAUUGCCACGAGCCAAAAACUGCGAUAGCAAAACCGUGUGAAAGACUCCCGAACAAAAGUAAAAACACAAACAAACCCCGCGGCGUGCAAAAAACUAGAGUGGCGGAGCGGUGGUAAAAACUGAGCCAGUAGAUCCGAGAGGAUGCACUUUGGCCAGGAGGCGAGGCCAUCAUUGGGGCUCCUGGCUGUGGCUGAGUCGACCGCAACGGCAAGUUGAUGUUGCCCCCGUCCUGGCAUCUAAUUGGGGCCCUCCUCGUGCUCGCGGCAACAGCGGGGGACUCCACCAACAAGAUCAUCUUGCCGCAGAUUCUCAACGGCGGCGGCGUCGGGGGCAUCGGAAUCGCCUCGGGCAAACAUCCGUCCGGCUCCAAGACAGUGGCAGUUGGAGCGGUUCCAAGUCUCGUCGCUGGAGCAGGAGGAGCCGGAGGCGGAGGAGGAGCUGUGGCUGGCAGCGGCGGAACCGGCAGCACGGUGGUCGGGAGCAAUGGCGUGAUUGUGGCCGGAGGCGGGGCCAAUGUGCCGACCUCGAAUUUAAACAUUGUCGUCGAAGAACCCGAAUUUACUGAAUACAUCGAAAAUGUAACUGUACCUGCUGGACGUAAUGUUAAACUUGGUUGCUCCGUUAAAAAUCUGGGCUCAUAUAAGGUUGCCUGGAUGCACUUUGAGCAGUCCGCCAUCCUGACCGUUCACAAUCAUGUGAUCACGCGCAAUCCGCGCAUCAGUGUCACGCACGACAAGCACGACCGGCAUCGCACGUGGUAUUUGCAUAUAAACAACGUGCACGAGGAGGACAGGGGUCGGUAUAUGUGCCAGAUCAAUACGGUGACGGCCAAAACGCAGUUUGGCUACCUGAACGUUGUGGUUCCGCCCAACAUUGAUGACUCGUUGAGCUCCAGCGAUGUGAUUGUGCGAGAGGGCGCCAACAUUUCGCUGAGGUGUCGGGCGAGCGGCAGUCCCAGACCCAUUAUUAAAUGGAAACGCGAUGAUAACUCCCGCAUAGCCAUCAAUAAGAAUCACAUAGUGAACGAAUGGGAGGGCGACACCCUCGAGAUCACUCGCAUUUCCCGGCUGGACAUGGGCGCCUAUCUGUGCAUCGCCUCCAAUGGGGUCCCCCCCACGGUUUCCAAGCGCAUCAAAGUCAGCGUGGACUUUCCACCAAUGCUGCUUAUUCCCCAUCAAUUGGUUGGUGCUCCAGAAUAUUCCAACGUUACCAUCGAAUGCUUCACUGAGGCACAUCCCACAUCGCUGAACUAUUGGACACGUGGCGAGGGACCAAUCAUUCACGAUUCGCACAAGUACAAAGUUGAAGCUACAAUCGGAUUGCCAGCUUAUAAAACCCAUAUGAAGUUGACCAUCAUAAAUGUGAGCAGUGGAGAUGAUGGCAUUUACAAAUGUGUGGCCAAAAAUCCCAGAGGCGAAACGGACGGCAUUAUACGCUUGUAUGUGUCCUAUCCUCAAACUACUGCCUCAUCGGGUCUAUACUCCACCGAUUCACAUUGGGGAGAGAACGGGAUCAACAACAACUAUGCAUAUGGUGGCUCCGAUUCCACACGAUCCAUUUAUGCGCAGGAUAAAAAUACGCGGUAUCAAUCGAAUUUGAACGAAAUCGGUUUAUCUGAACAAAAAUCCUUCCUAGAUAAGACGCAGAAUCCGCUGUUGGCCAAUGGCAAUGCCAACGGGGCGGAUGCGGAAUCUAACGGAGGCCACAAAUCUUCGAUGGCCAUUGCGUGGCUGUUCGUCGUCAUCUCGACACUAUUGUUAACAAUCCAAACUGCGGUUGGUUCUAGCCUUAGCGUAAGUCUAUGUUAGUUAAUGCGAAUCUAGCUUAGAGUUACCUAUUUCACCUAAGUAUGGGAUAAGCUGUAAGGCUUCAUGUUAGCGAAUAAAGUAUAUACUAAAACAUAUAUGUGUAAUCGACUAGUCCCUAGUGAAACAGACCCUAAUUACGAUCCGCCCUUCCCUCAUAUAUAUUCCAAAAUAUGUAUAUGUGAAUAUACAGCUUGGACAGCAUAUGUAUAGCCAUCAAUCACAAAACCCUUAGACGGGAGUCUAUAUACACUCACAUUCGCAUCUAUGUCUAGGAGGUACGACAAACCAACCAAAGGGUAAAUGCAAUUUCAUUUUGCUUUCAAUGCUGUGCUUUCAACUGAGAACGUUUCAUAGUUAUCAACUUAACAAACCACGGUCUAUAUAAAUAUGCAUAUACAUCUAUAUAUUCGUGCGUUAAACGCUGCUGACUCACACUUGCAUAUAAGAUUACACUUAAUUAUAUAAUUAUGCAUAUGCCUUAAGGAUUGCAAGCUGAAAUGCAAAAUAAACUUAACAUAAGACACCACACAUAUCGAUCAUCGAAAUUGUUUAAGUAAUCCAAAAAUACCGAACCACAUAUAUAUAUAUAUUAUUUUUUUGAGUUCAGGGAAACAAGCGGCGAUUUAAUUUAUUUCGACUUUUAGUGG